AAUCCCAUUGCCUCUCAUUUCCAUUCACUCCUCACACACACUUACCCAUCACUAUUGCUUCUCUUGCUCUGAAAUUCUCUGAUUCUAAUCCAUUAAUACUAGUUCUUUCAAAGAUUUCUUCUUUUUUCUCUUUGCUUUUUUAAUCAAGUUUUAAUCUUCACGAAAAUGGUGAAUGUUCUGCACUUCUUGUUUGGGGUUUUUGGAAAUGCUACUGCUUUAUUCCUCUUUUUGUCUCCAACGUAAUUAUAUAUCUCUCUCCCCUGCUCUGUUUCUUGUUCUUGUUCUUCUAUUCUUGAUUAUCUUGUUCUUAAAUUUCUUGAUUUUAUUUAUUCUUGAAAAUGCUUAUUUCUAUUUAAAUUAUUGGCUAAAUUAUGGAUUACAAUUUGUUGAUAGGAUUACUUUCAAGAGAAUAAUAAAGAGUAAAUCAACAGAGCAAUUUUCAGGCGUCCCAUAUGUGAUGACUUUGCUCAACUGUCUCCUUUCUGCCUGGUAUGGCCUGCCAUUUGUCUCCAAGAACAAUAUUUUGGUGUCAACAAUUAACGGGACAGGAUCUGUAAUUGAAAGCAUAUACGUGUUAGUUUUCAUUUUAUAUGCAACAAGGAAGGAGAAGGGUAAAAUCUUAGGCCUCCUUACACUUGUGCUCACCAUUUUUGCUACUGUGGCCUUCGUGUCUCUGUUUGCCCUCCACGGAAGCACCAGAAAGCUCUUCUGUGGCUUGGCUGCUACUGUCUUCUCUAUCAUCAUGUAUGCCUCACCUCUGUCCAUCAUUAGGUUGGUGAUUAAAACUAAGAGUGUAGAGUUUAUGCCAUUCUUCUUGUCACUAUUUGUGUUCCUAUGCGGCACUUCCUGGUUCGUCUAUGGUCUACUCGGCCAUGAUCCUUUUGUUGCUGUCCCAAAUGGGUUCGGAUGUGGUCUAGGUACAGUUCAGCUAAUCUUAUACUUCAUCUACAGAAAUGGCAAAGGAGUGGACGAUAGUGAUGAUGUCAAAAAACCCACAUCACAGUCUGUUGAAAUGGGUGUAGGAAAGCCUCAGCUAGAGAAGAACCAAGUUAUGGUCAAUGGGUCACAUGACGAGCAAGUUUGAAGCCAAAAGAGAAUUUGUUUUGACAAUUUUUAAGUUUUCUUAGUUACGUGCUGUGGCUUUGCUUUUAAUUUUGGGUUUUUUUGCCUUCAAUGAAAGGGCCAAUUUAGGUGAUGUGAGUAUGCUUUGUAUACAAACAAAAAUGCAACUAUAGGGUAUGUGUAUUGGCUCUUGUGAUGUGGUUUUGAGACCAUCUCUUUGUCACUUUCUAAGUUCCAUAAAUGUGAUAUACAAAAUAUGGUCCUUAAAUUGGCAUGAAUGACAAGUGGUCCUUUUCCUUUAAAA
Jatropha curcas is the source of this 1366-nucleotide messenger RNA. Lineage: Eukaryota; Viridiplantae; Streptophyta; Magnoliopsida; Malpighiales; Euphorbiaceae. The record is from RefSeq and is a predicted model, not a curated record.